Penicillium arizonense is the source of this 1326-nucleotide messenger RNA. Its product is annotated as GPI anchored serine-threonine rich family protein. The transcript has 5 exons. Lineage: Eukaryota; Fungi; Ascomycota; Eurotiomycetes; Eurotiales; Aspergillaceae. The record is from RefSeq and is a predicted model, not a curated record. The coding region runs from base 1 to 1326 and encodes 441 amino acids.
AUGCGUGUUAACGUUGUGUCUUUGGUGGUUCUUGCUACUACGGCUGCAGGUCUCGUAGUUACCUCGCCUCGAAUUGGAGAGAAGAUUGACCCCGACCGCCCCCUUACUAUCAAAUGGCAAUCCGUCCAGACCGAUCCUGAUACCUUCACCAUCGAGCUGGUCAAUCAAAAUGUCUAUCCCUCGACAACAGAGAUCGUGGCAGAAGAUGUCGACUCGUCGAAGGGGUCGUACACGGUCAAAGCCAAGUCCUUUACUGACGUGGACGGGUAUCAGAUCAACUUCCUUUCCAACAGCAACGGAAUUCUGGCUCAGUCCCAGCAAUUCGGAGUGACUGCACCUGGUGCUCUCUCUAGCUCUAGCUCUGGUAAGGAAACUAGCACUGCGAGUGAAACUUCGUCUGGGUCGACCUCCAUGCUUUCUUCCACAGCGUCGACAAGUGAGAUUACCUAUUCGACUUCUGCUUCUUCCUCGACUGCUUCUUCUAUUUCUUCGACUACUUACUCUCCCACCAGUGCGUCUACCCCUACCUCGUCCCAUAUAUCUUCUACUUCUGUUUCUACCCCUACAAUCUCUUCUUCUAUAAUGAGCUCUACUCCAAGUGGGUUGACCUCUUCCUUAUCUGUGUCAAAAUCGUUCUCUACCUCUUCUUUUGAUACCAUUACCACAACAUCUAUUUUACCUCCUACAACUUCAAUUCCAAUUUCUACCUCGUCCUCCUCUUUAAUUACCGAAACCUCAUCAUCGUUCUUCCCUUACAACAUUUUCCACAACAACAUUGUCUCUUACCAAAAUGCUUACCGCUUUCACGUCUUCGCCAGCCUCUUCUUCAACAUCUACACCUACAACUUCUUCUACCAGCUCAUCCAUGUCUACAUUUACACCUACAACAACGUCCUCCAUUUCUUCUACCAAGCUAUCUUCCACAUCAUCAAUCUCUACAUCUCAUUCUUCCUCGACCUCUAUUUCGAACACAAUCUCUUCUACUUCAUCUCAUUCCACCCCAUCCUCCACAUCCAAUGCCCGCUCAAGCACUACCCGUGGUUAGUAAUGCAGGCAGCUUUAGUUGUCAAAACACCACUUCACUUCCACCGAUACAUUGAUAACCAGAGACUGACUAUCUUCAUAGAGUCGAGCUCAACCAUGACUUCGAGGACUACUAUGUCCAAGACUCAUACAUCCACCUCGACUACUACCCACCACACCACCUCGACCAGAACCUCGACUGCGAGUGAGUCGGCUACAACUACCUCAAACGCCGCAGCUAUCCUUAUGCCUUCUGCCCAGGCUGGCGGUCUCCUUCUGGGUCUAUUUGCUCUGGCCCUCUAA